Messenger RNA from Hyposmocoma kahamanoa, 2118 nucleotides. RefSeq names its product protein sly1 homolog (gene Slh). The transcript has 11 exons. The record is from RefSeq and is a predicted model, not a curated record. Gene Ontology annotation, cellular component: Golgi membrane; cytosol. NCBI's taxonomy places the organism in Eukaryota, Metazoa, Arthropoda, Insecta, Lepidoptera, Cosmopterigidae. Bases 57 to 1958 code for a protein of 633 amino acids. Gene Ontology annotation, molecular function: syntaxin binding. Gene Ontology annotation, biological process: endoplasmic reticulum to Golgi vesicle-mediated transport; intracellular protein transport.
UCAACAAUUUUAUGUUAAUAUUGAUAAUUUAAUGGCAGUGUAUUCGAUAGGCCACAAUGACGACUUUACGUGAACGCCAACUCAAUGCCCUGAAGCAGAUGCUAAACCAGAACCAGCCUCUGACGAAAAGUGUAGCAACAGAACCUAUAUGGAAAGUGCUUAUUUACGAUAGAGUUGGCCAAGAUAUCAUUUCACCACUCAUCUCUGUCAAGGAGUUGAGAGAGUUAGGCGUUACCCUUCAUGUGCAACUACAUUCAGACCGUGAUCCAAUCCCUGAAGUACCAGCAGUAUACUUCUGUGCCCCUUCAGAAGAAAACUUGGGACGUAUAUGUCAAGAUUUAGACAAUGGACUCUAUGACCAAUAUCACUUGAACUUCAUUUCGCCUAUUACACGGCAGAAACUGGAGGAUCUUGCGGCUUCAGCCAUACAGUCCAACUCUGUUAUUAACAUUCACAAAAUAUAUGACCAGUAUUUGAACUUCAUCUGUUUGGAGGAUGAUUUGUUUAUUAUGAAGCAUCAACAGUCAGAUUCUCUGUCUUAUUAUGCUAUUAACAAAGGAGACACAAAAGACACUGAAAUGGAAGCAGUAAUGGACAAUAUUGUGGAAAGUUUAUUUUCAGUUUUUGUCACAUUAGGUAAUGUUCCUAUAAUAAGAAGCAGUAAAGGCAAUGCUGCAGAAAUGGUUGCCAAAAAGCUAGACAAGAAGUUAAGAGAAAACUUAUGGGAUGCUAGAAAUAAUCUCUUCCAUGGAAACACUGGCCAGUCUGGCUCCUUCAGCUUUACGCGGCCCAUGCUCAUCUUGCUGGAUAGAAAUAUGGAUAUGGCCACCCCUCUACAUCACACUUGGACAUACCAGGCUUUAGCGCACGAUGUGCUAGAUUUGUCUUUGAAUAGGGCAGUUGUACCCGAAACUUCCGGUGCGGCGCUAGUACCCGGACAGAAGGUGAAAACCAGAAUUUGCGACUUGGAUUCUAAAGAUCCACUUUGGAUGGAACAUAAGGGCAGUCCGUUCCCAACUGUCGCUGAGGCUAUUCAGGAAGAUUUAGACAAAUACAGGAGUUCAGAAGCAGAAGUAAAGAAGCUUAAAAGCUCCAUGGGCUUAGAUGCAGAGAGCGACCUCGCUCUAAGCUUGGUGAGCGAUAACACACAACGCCUUACCAGUGCUGUCAACUCCUUGCCACAGCUUAUGGAGAAGAAACGGCUCAUUGACAUGCACACUACUAUAGCUACGGCAAUUCUGAACGCCAUUAAAUCACGGCGAUUGGAUUCUUUCUUCGAAUUAGAAGAAAAAAUAAUGAGUAAAAGUAGCAGUGUUGAAUCCAAAGCUGUCAUAGACCUAAUCGCAGAACCUAGUGCUGGUACUCCUGAAGACAAAAUGCGAUUGUUCAUAAUUUAUUACUUGUGCUCGACACAAAUACCUGAAGAGGAGUAUAAAAAGUUUGAAAACGCCCUCCUUGCAGCAAACUGUGAUGUGAAACCUAUGGCUUAUAUGAAGAGAUGGAAGGGCUUCACGAAAAUGUCUAACCAGUACGAAGGCGGAGGGACGAAAACAGUGUCUAUGUUCUCCAAACUGGUAUCGCAAGGAUCAUCGUUCGUUAUGGAAGGAGUCAAGAACUUAGUCGUUAAAAAACACAAACUGCCAGUGUCUCGCGCAGUGGAAGUGGCCCUUGGCGGCAGCGGGGGCGAAGGUAGCGCCGAGCUGACGUGGUUGGACCCUCGAACUGCCCGCACUGACGCUGCAGGUCGCUCACGUGCUCAACGACACCCCCCGCCUACUGAUGCCGUCGUUUUUGUCGUCGGUGGUGGGAAUUACAUUGAGUACCACAAUCUCCUCGAUUUUGCCAAGCAACAAGCGGCUGGCGGUACAUCGCGUAAGAUCGUCUACGGUGCCACAACGCUGCCCAAUGCUUCACAAUUCCUAAAGCAACUCUCACUGCUUGGCGAGGAAUUACAGUGAACAUUCCCAUCCGAAUAUAUAUUAUUUAAGAUAUGCAUACACUGUAAUAUAUAAAAUUAUGAAUUUUUAAAUUAAUUCAAUUGUAAGUUAUUCUAAUACUUCAAUUUUGGGAAUCAAAGGAGUAAAAAUGAAAGAUAUAUGUCAACAAGUUGGCAUUUUA